Sordaria macrospora k-hell is the source of this 1041-nucleotide messenger RNA. NCBI's taxonomy places the organism in Eukaryota, Fungi, Ascomycota, Sordariomycetes, Sordariales, Sordariaceae. The record is from RefSeq and is a predicted model, not a curated record.
AUGCAGGCUAUCGCAAGGCAAACACGGCCCGCGGGCAAGCUCGUCCAGCAGCUGUCCAAGAGGACCUACAGCUCCAACUCGUCCCCCUAUGCUGCGACCAUCAACAACUUGAAAAUCAACAGCGACACCAAGGUUAUCUUUCAGGGAUUCACGGGAAAGCAGGGAACUUUCCACGCUCAGGGUGCCAUCGAAUAUGGUACCAAGGUUGUUGGCGGCACAAACCCCAAGAAGGCUGGCCAAACACAUCUUGAUCGCCCCGUCUUCAAGAAUGUGAGCGAGGCCGUCAAGGAGACUGGCGCUACUGCCACCGCCAUCUUCGUUCCCGCAGAAGGGCAUUUGCUAACAAUAAAUGUGAAAAUAGCCCCCCUCUCGCUGCUGCCGGUAUCGAGGAGGCCCUCAACGCCGAGAUCCCCCCUCGCCGUCUGCAUUACCGAAGGCAUCCCUCAGCAUGACAUGGUUCGCAUCACCUCUAUGCUCAGGACCCAGUCCAAGACCCGUCUCGUCGGUCCCAACUGCCCUGGCAUCAUCGCCCCCGGCCAGUGCAAGAUCGGUAUCAUGCCCGGUUUCAUCCACAAGCGCGGCCGCAUCGGUAUUGUCUCCAGAUCCGGCACCCUCACCUACGAGGCCGUCAACCAGACCACCCAGGCCGGCCUCGGCCAGUCCCUCGUCGUCGGCAUCGGCGGUGACCCCUUCAGCGGUACCAACUUCAUCGACUGCCUCAAGGUCUUCCUCGAGGACGGCGAGACCGACGGUAUCAUCAUGAUCGGUGAGAUCGGUGGUUCCGCCGAGGAGGAGGCUGCCGAUUUCCUCAAGGAGUACAACACCAAGAACGGCGGCAAGCCCGUCGUCUCCUUCAUCGCCGGUAUCUCCGCUCCCCCCUGGCCGCCGCAUGGGCCCGCCGGUGCCAUCGUCGCCGGCGGCAAGGGUGAUGCCAACUCCAAGAUCAAGGCCCUUGAGGCCGCCGGUGUCGUUGUCGAGCGCUCGCCCGCCAACCUGGGCAAGGCCCUCCGUGAGGAGUUCGUCAGACGCGAUUUGCUUUAA